AUGGAAUCGCAAUCAAAAAAAUCAUCCACUUUGCGCACGCUUUCUGGUAUCUGGAAUGGCACCAUUGGUUCAUCUACUGAUUCGAUUGCAGGUGUUGACCGAAAACAUAACCCUAAUAGAGGUGAUUUGACUACCCCGAAUGUCUCACCCCCGUCGCGAUCAAAUACAGAGGUUAAGUCAAGCCCUCCUCUUCAUGCGCCAAUUGCUCGAUCUAGUUCUUCUGUGGACGGUGGUAUUGGAAAACGAGUUUCAUCCAAAUUCGCUAAAUACCUUUCUCAAACAGAUGAUGCAUGGGGUCUCUCUAACGUGAUUUCUCCGAAGUCCGUCUGUAAAUCCUCUAGAUCGUCUACUCCCACAUCUUCAAGUCGAAUCGUUUUUCCUAAAGGAACGCAGGAGACUACGUUCUCGAGAACGAUGCCUUCACUUAGCAGAGUUUCCUCCCGUCAAUCUGCUCCACGUUCAGUUGAAGUGGAAGUUGCGGAGGCAAACGCCCAUAUUUCUCGAAUAAAAAAAUUUAUACGAAUUCUAGAUGCUCCCGUGGUUGAUCUUAAUGCUUUAAGGACUUUAGCAUGGAAUGGUAUACCCUCACAGUUAAGACCUAUCGUCUGGAAGUAUUUGUUAGGAUAUUUGCCGUGUAAUGCUUCUCGACGAGAUUCAACUUUACAGAGAAAAAGAGAUGAAUAUUUAAGUGCUAAAGAUGCCAAUUUUCAUAGUAGCUCUGAUCCGUCUGUUCUCGACCAGACCAUUUGGCGCCAAAUUGUCCUUGAUGUUCCUCGUACAAAUCCUUUUAUACCUCUUUAUCAAAAUCCUGUGACCCAAAGAAUUCUUGAACGCAUACUUUAUGUUUGGGCCUCACGACACCCGGCAAGCGGUUACGUCCAAGGUAUAAGUGAUCUUGUGACUCCAUUUUUCCAAGUCUUUCUUUCUGAAUAUACUGAUGAUAACGAACCUAUGACUUAUGACGUUUCUCUUCUUCAUGAAUCUAUCCUCAAUAAUAUAGAAGCCGACUCUUACUGGUGUCUUUCCAAAUUGUUAGAUGGAAUUCAAGACAAUUAUAUUCAUGCUCAACCGGGAAUUCAUCGACAAAUUAAUAAUCUUCGUGAACUCACGCUACGAAUAGAUGAGCCUCUUGUUGCGCAUCUCCAGGCGGAGGGUGUAGACUUUAUGCAAUUUAGUUUUCGGUGGAUGAAUUGUCUUUUAAUGCGCGAACUAAGCAUAAUAAACAUUAUUCGUAUGUGGGAUACAUAUCUGGCUGAGGGAACACAAGGAUUUUCUGAAUUCCAUCUGUAUGUUUGUGCUGCCUUUUUAGUCAAAUGGUCCACAGGGCUGCAACAAAUGGAAUUUCAAGAUAUAUUGAUGUUUUUACAAUCUAUCCCCACUGACAGCUGGACUGUCAGUGAUAUCGAAAUUUUACUCUCUGAAGCCUUUCUUUGGAAAUCACUAUAUAGUGGAGCAGGGGCUCAUUUGAGACGAUAA
This is a messenger RNA of Schizosaccharomyces cryophilus OY26, 1476 nucleotides long. Its product is annotated as GTPase activating protein Gyp1. Lineage: Eukaryota; Fungi; Ascomycota; Schizosaccharomycetes; Schizosaccharomycetales; Schizosaccharomycetaceae. Gene Ontology annotation, biological process: activation of GTPase activity. The transcript is spliced from 2 exons. Gene Ontology annotation, cellular component: Golgi apparatus. Gene Ontology annotation, molecular function: GTPase activator activity. The record is from RefSeq and is a predicted model, not a curated record. The coding region runs from base 1 to 1476 and encodes 491 amino acids.